AUGGAAAGAUACUCAUGUCCCACUUCAACUACCGGAUUUCAUGACUUUAAAGUCCUCGGGAGGCUUUCAAACAGCCGCCAGGGCAGCAAGAAACUUUCAAAAACCUUGGUGGACACAAUGGAGCGCCCAACUCCCUACCAAUACUCGCCCCUAUCCGGCCCAAGAUGCACGCGUCUCGUGGUAGUACAUCUUGGCGGGAGCAAAGACCAGUCAUGUCCUCUCAGCUGCCACUUGCUUGAAAUAAACGUGGAUGAUCCGCCUGAAUAUUUCGCCCUUUCCUACACUUGGAAUGGAGAAACGCCGAGUGUGCCGCUCACCAUUUGUGACGCCAACGGUAAAUCUACCAGUGCCAGCGUAACCAGCUCAGCACUCGGACAGCUCUUGAUCACGCCGAACUGUGCUGCUGCUUUGAGAAUACUUCGAAAGUCCCUACAUAGAAGGAUCAGAAGACGCAAGACACUGGUGAUCUGGAUUGACGCCAUCUGUAUCGACCAGGCAUCAAAUAGCGACAAAAGCACUCAGGUUGCGAUGAUGGCUGAGAUUUAUCGACAAGCAAAGAGGGUUGUGGUUUGGUUGGGAGACGAGGGAGCACCCCCAAACAUACGCGCAUUGAUUUGUUCAGUGCCCUGGAGUUACGUUCCGGUCCGGAUCUUGAUUUCGGACAGAUACAAGGACUUUCUCAAGAAAGUAGAAAAGAUGGGCCAGAAAGGUUACUACUUCAGCGCGUUACGUCAAUUAACGACAAGCACUUACUGGGCCCGUAUGUGGACUCUCCAAGAGUUUGCAAACCUAGACGUCUCCGUGCUUUGCCGCAACUCGCGCGUUGUCUCGUUCCUCCACCUCAUGGAACUGCUCAUGCACCGUGACCCGACGUCGGGUGCCUCGUCCGAGCCAAUCAAGCAAGGCCUCUGGGCUCACUUUUCCAUAUACAACCAUCGUCGUCGUCAAGACUUCUAUCCCAAGGUUACCAAUGACAUAGAGCUGGCAUCGAUCUCUGUACUGGAGUCGACCAUUGAAAUGGAGGCGUCCGAGGUCCGAGACAAGGCUUUCGCGCUCAAAGCCAUAUUCUCCGAGUUACUGGACGAGCUUGUAGUUGACUACGACCAGCCCAUCUGGCGCAUUUUCUCGGACGCGUCGAGGUUGUUUAUCGAAAAAGGUGGUAAACUCGACUUUUUAUACCUCGCGUGCUGGGAGAAGACGCCGAACCUCGACGAGCCAGGGCUGUUGCCGUCUUGGGCCAUUGACUUUGCGAGAACGAGUUCUAGCACAGUCAAGAGGUUCAAUCGGGGGUCACACGAGAUGGCCAUAUGGGAGUAUCAUGCAGCGUCUAGAGAAAGCCAAUGUUUGGCUUGUUUCUCAGAUGAUGGUCUUGUUCUCCAUGUACGCGGGAUACAAAUAGGCCAAGUAGGAGGUCUAAUAAGCGGCUAUUUACCUCCACAACGUUUUGACGGUUCCGAUCGGCAGCCCAUCAGUCAAGUUGAUGACGCUGCCGAAAGGGUCAACGGCGGGGAGCGGAGAGUCGAUCGCGUGGUUAGGCACCGUAUCGUUCGUCAGCACGAGGAGGCCAUAAGAAUUUUCGUAGCGAACGUCGCUCGAGAGGUUGGAACAGACGACCAGCUAGAGAUCGCGAUGGGCCAAUCACUAUACGAUCUCUUACAGACCGCCAUAAAGGCACGCCGGCGAGAUCAAGCGUCAAUACCGCCCUUGGAAUCAGGAAGCAGCGCCCAGGACGUUUACCAGCUUUUGCUCAAAGACCGUAUGUUUUCACUAACAUGCCGACAUGCAAUCGGCAACGGACGGCUUUUCUUCACGUCGGAUCACCGCGCUGGAUUAGGGACACCAGAGAUAUUGGAAGGAGAUGGGGUGUUUUUGAUUUCCGGACUCGAUAGACCGUUUGUUUUGAGGCCCCGCGGCGUCAACGGGGGAUAUCGGCUUGUAGGGCCGGCAGUGGUUUCAGGGGCGAUGGAGGGGGAGCUGUGGUCGGAUAAUAACGAUGAGCUGAAGGAUAUAUGUAUAGUGUAA
This is a messenger RNA of Colletotrichum truncatum, 2022 nucleotides long. Its product is annotated as HET domain-containing protein. The record is from RefSeq and is a predicted model, not a curated record. Lineage: Eukaryota; Fungi; Ascomycota; Sordariomycetes; Glomerellales; Glomerellaceae.